AUGGUCGACACGAAAGGGAUAGCCGAGAUGAUCGACACGAAAGAGAUAGCCGAGGUGAUCGAGAUAGCCGUGCUGAUCGAGAUAGCCGAGAUGGCCGUGCUGAUCGGGAUGAGAGGCUCGAACGCGGGGAACGGCGCUCCCACCGAGGGCGGAGCGAUAGCCGAGAGAGGAGGGAACGCCGAGAAAGGCGAGACCGCAGAGAGAGGAGAGAAAGACGAGAUAGGGAUGAAAGGAAAAGGAGGUCCAGUAGACUCAACCGUAAUUUGUCUUCCUCUCAUGAAAGGUCCAGAUCUAGAGAGAGGCGAAGAAGGAAAUUACAAGCAGAAUGUAUUAAAAAAGCAGGAGGAUCCUGCAGUGAUGAAUUCUACAAGGAAACUAAGACGACUUUAUUUUGGAAAUCUACCUCUCCAUCUAGGAUUAACUGAAAACGAUUUCCAGGAGAGUGUUUGGGAUGAAAUGAAAAAAAGAAAAUUUUGCAAUGAUGAAAAAAUCAAUCCUGUCCUUUAUGUUUGGUUUGCCAAAGACAAGGGCAACUAUGGGUUCGUUGAGUUUUCCACUGUAGAGGAAACGGAGAGGGCCUUGACUAUGGACGGCAUGCUCUGCAAGGGGGUUGCUCUUAAGGUCUCCAGACCCAACGAUUACUCCACCAACACGGUGAAGCACAACCAGCCUUCGCUUCUGCAGGGCGUUGCGGGGGUUAGCGGGGUUAGCGGUGUUGCGGGGGUUAGCGGCGUUAGCGGUGUUGCCGGGGUUAGCGGUGUUGCCGGGGUUAGCGGAGUAGCUACCGUGGGCAGCGUGUACGGCAAGCCGCCACCCCCACCAGGGGCUCCCCCCCCAUCCGUGCUGAGGGAAGCAGUCGACCCUGGACAGGACAACCAAAGUAACCUCGAGACCAAGUACCUACGCGUGCUUGAAAUCGUCACGGAAGAAUCAAUUAACGAUGAAGAUUAUGCGUCCAUACUGGAGGACAUCAAAGAUGGCUUCCACUCUCAAGGAAUAAUCAUUAACGCCAUUUUAAUAACACCCAAGUAUGCUCAAAUGACCCCCUUCACUGUUGGAGACGUACUUAUUGAGUUUGAAAAUUCAUCCGCUGUGGACAACAGCAUCGUGAAUAUGUCAAACCGGAAGUAUGAGGGGAGGGUUAUCCGAAUGACUAAGUUGGAUGAAGCCACGUACGACAUGCACGUCAAGCCUAUCAUCAGGGAUCUCUAUGAGCAAAAUGGGAUCUGA
Messenger RNA from Plasmodium cynomolgi strain B, 1230 nucleotides. Its product is annotated as splicing factor. The coding region runs from base 1 to 1230 and encodes 409 amino acids. The transcript is spliced from 2 exons. NCBI's taxonomy places the organism in Eukaryota, Apicomplexa, Aconoidasida, Haemosporida, Plasmodiidae. The record is from RefSeq and is a predicted model, not a curated record. Gene Ontology annotation, cellular component: nuclear speck; U2-type prespliceosome; U2AF complex. Gene Ontology annotation, molecular function: pre-mRNA 3'-splice site binding; poly-pyrimidine tract binding.